GUUCUCCCACAGGAGUUCCAGCUCUCAGAGGAAGCAGGCGGUGAAAGACAAGCAGGAGAAGACCGUUUGGUCCAGGCACCGGAGAGUCUUCAAUGGCUAAUCAAGAGUGGGCAAGGUGGGGAUACGAGGACACCAAGGCAUUCGGACGACGGCCGGGUUCUGGAAACUGACAGACCUUCAACUUCUUCUUUCGCAAGAGAAAAUAGCAGCAAGGAAGAAAAAAAAACAAGCAAGUACUCGCAACCGAGAAGGGGGAGAUGUCCAAGACAUCUUCCCGCCUGGGUCGACCUGGAUCCAAGAACUUCAGUUCAAGGAUGGACCUGCAAGGUAACCGCUCAUGCAUGCUGCGCAUCGGGGAGAGGCUGAUGAGAGCCGGCAGCGAGGGGAACUUGGCCCAAAGGCCCUUUUUGACCCAGAGCCAGGACCAAAACAAGGCUUCCGGGUUAGGACACGGACCUGAUGGAACAACCAAAGUGGACUCUUCUGUGGAGGACAAGGUUCUGGAGCCUGCAGGGAAGUAUUGUAGUGAAGACCCCGGAACCCCGUCUGUGGCCCCCUGCGCCUCGGCUCUGAGCUGUGAGGCGGAGCCCUCGAGCACACGUCACGCCGACAACAACCUGCUCCUGGACCCCGGUGGACCGCCCGCCUCUCCCGCCACGCGUCCUCGAAGCCACGCGGAGAGUGUGGCGAGGAAGAAGGAGGUGUUCCUGGACCACCUGAGGCGGAAGUACCCCGACCACGCCGACAUCAUCCUGGGACACCACGAGGAGAAGAUGCGUGGCCCCGUGGCCCCUGAGGGUGGCUGUGAAGCAGACAUGAGUGACGGAGACUGGCAGACGCUCCCUUUCUCCAGGGGCUGCAGGUCCAGGUCUAGUCUGCCUGUGGGCCGCUCCGCCACCCAGGACCAGGAGCCGCUUGGUGUUCUGUACCUGCAGUAUGGCGAGCAGACCAAGCAGGUCCACGUGGCCACAGAGAUCAGCAGCGAGCGGGACCUGCAGGACCUCUUUGUGGCCGCUUUCCCUCAGCAGCUCACCGCCAACAUGCUAAAGUCUCCCAACAUGGCCGUCUACGUCAAAGACGCUCGACGCAACCUCUACUUCCACCUGGACGACGUCAGAAACAUCUCAUCCCGCUCAUGUCUGAAGGUUUAUCACAAAGAUCCAUCCCACGUCUUCAACCGCCACCACGCCCGGCCCGCCACCGCAGAAGCCCGGGUGGCGUACGGCAGUCACAGUCCCGUCCACACGCUGUCAUCGCCCGGCCGAGCCGCCAUGUCGCCCCCUAUGGUGCGCUCCAUGCCCUCCUCGCCCUCCAGGUUGGCCUACAGUGGGAGGAGCUCCCCGGGCCUGGGGGCGGGGUUGGGGGCGGAUGCCUUGCUCAGGGACCGGCUGUCUGGGGCGGGGCGGUCCGGCAGCCUGAGCAGCAGCAGCGCCAUACUGGAGAGGAGGGAUGUCAAACCUGAUGAUGAGGAGGUAAACAACAAGAAGAAGAAGACGGCCAUGGCCCUGGUGCUGCGUGCAGAUGGAGGACUACAUUACCCAGAAUCCCUCAGCAGCGUGGCUUCCUGCCAGAGCAGUUGUGCUUCUUCUUCAGUGUCAGCAGCAGGGGUGCAGGACUGUGGGGACUGUGGGCUCUCUGGCACCUCCGCUGGCAUGCAGCAGUACCGCGCCUCCAUCACACCUCUGCACACCUUGGAACACCAAACACAAUCCUCACACAGACAAAGAGGAAACAGGAAGUACGCCGACGGCCAACAAACCCCGCCCCCUUCCCCUCAAAGAGUGAAAGAAGAGAAGUUGGCCAAGCAGAUCAUCGGAGGUUUAGGUCUGGUCUCCGCUUCCAGGCAUACACCUUCAAGGCGGGAAAGUCAGGCCGUUGCCGUGGAGACCGUGAGCAGGAGCAGAGGAAGUGGCUCCUCCUCUUCCUCCUCCUCCGUCUUUCUGGACUUUGGCCCCGCCCCCUCUGAACCGCUGAGUCACAUGACCGCCUUCCACGCUCAGAGUGAGAGACUGAGGGCCAUGGAGGAACAGAUCUCCAGUCUAGCAGGACUGGUCCAACAUGUUUUGUCCACAGGAGACAAGAAGACGUGUGUCAGCGAGAGCAGAGAAAAAAGUCCAGCAGUUGUGAUGACGGACAGAACAGGUCCCGCCUCCCUGGCUGGUCAGGCUCCGCCCACCGAGAGCAAAGCCCUGCAGGGUUUGGCGCAGCUGAGAAGAAGUGUGUGUGACCUUCGACUGCAGCUGACUCACCUCAGACACCUGCAGGUGUCGCAGCAGCAGAGCACCAGGUCCAUGCUGCGGAUGGCCGAGCAGGAGCUGGUCUUGCUCAUGUCCGAGCGCUGGUCUCAGACUGAGGACAGGACUUGUGGACCACGAGCCCAGAUGGAGGAGGAGAGACUGCACUACCUGGCCACUGAGGAGAGCAUCCUGCAACAACUCAGCCACCUGGAGGCGUACGUGAGUCGCUUGCAGACCAGCGGUGUUUCUUUCCCUGCCCACGUGCCCACGGCCCUCAGGGACGUGGAGGAGGGGGCGGUGAACCUGCGCAGAGUCGGCCAGACCCUCGCCACCCUGAAAGAAGAGUUUCCAGAACUGCAAGUGAAGAUGCGCUCAAUGCUCCGGUUGGAGAUGGAUGCGGUUCGGUUUUUGAAGGAGGAGCCCCACAAGAUGGACUCCAUGUUGAAGAGGGUCAAAGCCCUGACCGAGGCUCUCAGCUCCCUCCGCAGAUCUGUGUCGGAACCAAGUCCCCCAGCCAGGGGGGAGUCCGGAAGAGUCCCAGAAGCGCACCAGGAGCGGAGUCCGCACACCUCCCCAAAACCGCAGCCCCGAAACCGCGCUCCACCUGGUCUACCUUCCACUUUAGCACAGCCUGAGCUGGGGUUUGCGGGCCCGGGUUCUCCGGUCUCAACACGCAGAGUGAAGACCACCGUGAUCCAAGCCCACCAGCACAGUCCACCCCUGACACCAACCCACGGACGAGACCUGCCAACCGUGGCCAAGGUGAGUCCUUGCAGUCGAGAGGGAAGCCCCGCCCUGCAGAAGCGGCCCGGUCCUGACAAGAUCCUGGUCCGGUCCACCGUGCCAGACCCCGGUCACACCUCGGGCCAGGUCCAGACUUGGGUCCAGGACGCCAGCGGAGCCCCUGAGGUGACCUGUCCCACGCGGACCUCCGAGGUCACCAAAGACCUGGACCAGGUCCUCCGGGAGGCCCGGGCCAGUCUGACUAAGUCCACCCCGGACCCGGACCCGUCCCACGCCGGAGGGUCUCACCCGGAGAAACCCUUGGACCUGACCCUGCAAGCAUCACCGUGCGGAGACGAGGAACCCAGACCGACACAGCGGGGGCAACAAGCGGCUUCUUCUCUGCUGGAGCGCCAGGCAGAAGCAGAAGCGUCUUCGAGCAGCAGACGGAGCCCACGGCCGCAGGUGGAGAAACCUCGGCGACCCAGCGUGGAGAGGAAGCCGAGUCCCGACCCGGGUCACUCAUCCCCGAGUCCCCCGAGGAGGUCCCAGGCCCUCAGCGGAGGUGUGGCCGCGGGAAGGAGUGGAGAAGUUGUCUUCACUGCCAGGAAGGAAGCUCCUGGACCACAGAAGGACGUGGGAGACAAAGAGACGUCUGUCGUUCCUCAAACUAAACCCCCGAGACAGGCGCCAGAAGUCAAACCUAAACCUGUGGACGCUCCUGCCGACCAUGACGAUGACCGGAGGUUUAUGAAAGAACUACAGACCUCCAGCUCCUCGGCCCAGCGAUCCCACAUCACCACGUCUUGUCGUUCAAUUCCCUCUUCGGGCUCACCUGAGAAGGCGCCCAAGCCCGCCCAGAAGAAACCCAGUCAGGCCGACUGCGGACGUUGUCGAGCGGCUGAGGAUUUGAACCAAUCAGGCGCGGCGUUGCGUGCAUCUAAGAUUCCCGCCCUGUGUCGUAGUUUGGGGCCGGAGCUUCCUCCUUCCGACUCCGUAACCAUGCCUCACUGCUCGGAAGCCGCCGACUCCUCUUCCUCCUCCACCGCUUCGUCUUCCAAGUCCUCGGGCAGAAAGCUCCUUCUCGCCUCUUCCCCUUCCUUUGCCCCGCCUUCUUCCUAUGCCCCGCCUUCUUCCUGGCCGCCAUCUUCUUCCUGGCACAAGUCUCUCAUCCCGUCUCUGAAUUUGACCCGUCUGCUCCCCUCGUCUAGUCGAGUCCCGCCGACUCCCGACCGUGAACCCCACCGGAGCAAGCGUCAGCGCCGCCCUGGCCCCGCCUCCCAGCUCACCUGCUACUCGUCUUCGUCCUCAGCGUGCUCUUCGUCUUCGUCCUCGCCGCGCUCCCCUUCCCCUUCCUCCUGUCUCCUGCACGCCGUGAUGUCGAGUCACGGAGGGCGGAGUCUCCCGGCAUCUUUGUCCAACGCCGCUACUCCGACCCGCAGCAGGAAAUACGUCAAAGGUAGCGACGCACAGCACUGCGAGCCACCGACCACGCUAACACAACAAACCAAACAUGCUAACGCACAAAAAAUGAAACAUGCUAACACAACAUGCUAAGAUAUGAGUCAUGAUAUCACAGAAGGGCCAUUCCACCAAAUGCUAACAGUUAGCAUGCAUCAGGUAUCAAAAGAUAUGACCUUUGAAGCAUAUACCUGCUUAAUAAGAUUUAUUUUCUUUUAAAAGCUAGCAUGCUAACAGUUAGCAGGCAUCAGGUAUCAUAAGAUAUGAUCUCUGAGGCUUACACCUGCAAAAUUAUAUAUAAAAAAAUGUUAACAUGCUAACAAUAGCAUGCUAAAAUGCUAACAGUUAGCAGGUGUCAGGUAUCAAAAGAUAUGAUCUCCAAGGUUUACACCUGAAAAAUUAUAUUUUAAAAAAUGCUAACAUGCUAACAUUAGCAUGCUAAAAUGCUAACAACAAGCAAGCGGCGGGUAUCAAAAGAUAUGACCUCUGAGGUUUACACCUGCAAAAUGAUAUUUAAAAAAAACAAAAAACUGCUAACAUGCUAACAUUAGCAUGCUAAAAUGCUAAUUAGCAAGCGGCAGGUAUCCAAAGAUAUGACCUCUGAGGUUUACACCUGUAAAAUUAAGUUUUAAAAAAAUGCUAACAUUAGCAUGCUAAAAUGCUAAUAGUUAGCAGAUGUCAGGUAUCACAAGAUAUGACCUCUGAGGCUUACACCUGUAAAAUGAGAUAUAAAAAAACAAUAUUGCUAGCAUGCUAAAAUGUUAACAGUUAGCAGGCACCAGGUAUCAAAAGAUAUGACCUCUAAAGCUUACACCUGCAAAAUUAGAUUUAAAAAAAAAAUUGCUAAGAUGUUAACGUUAGCAUGCUCAAACGCCAACAGUUAGCACGCGUCAGGUAUCAAAAGAUAUGACCUCGGAAGCCUAUACCUGCAAAAUAAGAUUUAUUUAUUUUUAAAAAGCUAGCAUGCUAACAGUUAGUAGGCGUCAGGUAUCAAAAUAUAUGACCUCUAAAGCUUACACCUGCAAAAUUAGACUUUUAAAAAAAUGCUAGCAUGAUAACAUUAGCACGGUAAAAUUCUAACAGUUAGCAGGGGUCAGGUACCGAAACAAACAAAUGACCUCUGAGGCUUACACCUGCUAAAUUAAAUUUAAAAAAAGCUAGUAUCCUAACAUUAGCUUGUUAAAAUGCUAACAACGAGCAGACGUCAGGUAUCAAAAGAUGUAUGACCUUUAAAGCUUACACCUGCAUAUAAAUGUUUUUUUUUUAAGAAGCUAGCAUGCUAACAGUUGGCAGGUGUCAGGUAUCAAAAGAUAUGACCUCUGAGGCUUACACCUGCAACAUUAGAUUUAAUCAUAUAUAUAUAUUGUUAACAUGCAUCAAGUAGCAAAAUACAUGACUGUAAGGUGCGCAUACAUCAAAAAUUAGCUAAUACAAAAGUUAAGAUGCUAAUGUUAGCAUGCCAACCAAAUGUUAUGACCUCUGAGGCUUAUAUAUGGCGUCACAUUAGUGCCAAAAAUCCAAGCGCAUAAAAACUGUUAUCGCGCACUGACUCACCACUUUGCGCGCGCGCGUUACCUAUUCGUGCGCGCUCCGUAUCGGUCUGGCAUCUCUCCUCGCACUCUCAUGUUUGUUUUGGCACUUUGGGGGCGGGAAUGGUUGGACGGCCCCUUCUUUCUGAUUGGCUCUGAGCGCUGUCAGUCAAUGGCAAUGUGGCGGCCAUCUUACCUCAGGCAGCUGGCCCCGCCCAGUACAUAGUUGUCAAGGAACAUGCACUAUUUAAAUAACCAUAACUUGCUCAAUUUUCAACUCAUUUCCCAACGGUUUAAUUUGUUAUAAAUGUCAGGUUUUCAUGGCUGAACAAGUAAGUCUUACACUAUUAUCUCUCGGGUUUAAUUUGACUAAUGUAUGGAGCUAACUUUUUUUGUUGUUUUUUUAAAUACAUAUUUUUAACUCUGCCAUCUAUACUGAUCUGGGCUGAUAUCUAAUUCUCCAUAGUUUUAGUUGUUUGCAGAAGCCUAAAUACUUUUCAUAGUAAUAUUAAAACCAUAUUCAUUAAUUGUAGUGUUAACCUGUCAUUCAUUAUUCUACUAAAAUAGUAAUUGCAAUCAUAACAUCAAUAAUUAGGCCCAUAUGCUAAUCAUGUGGUCCUGAUAUGAAGUAGGCAUAGAUAAGUGGCUUCAGGUAGACUCUGCUGUAAACUUCAAGUAGAGGAAAGAAAAUUAAUAGUCCAACAUUGUGGCAUCGGCGUUUUCUGGAUGUUGUUGAUAAAUGGCUUUCACUUUGCAUAGUAGAGCUUUAACUUGCACUUUGAAGCAUUUUAAGGAGGUCAAAUUACAGCUCAAAGAGGCAAAAAUGACAUAUUUGUAACGCAUCGAAAGGAGGAAAGAAAAUUAAUAGUCCAACAUUGUGGCAUACAUUCAAUAUUUACAUAUACAAAUAUUAGUUGAAUAAAAAUAUUUUUCUGCAAACAACUCAAACUAUGAAAACUUAGACAUCAGCCCAGAUCAGUACAGAUGGCAGAGUUAAAAAUAUGUAUUUAAAAAAACAACAAAAAAGCUAGCUCCAUACAUUAGGCUAAUUAAAUCUGAGAGAUAAUAAUGUAAGACUUACUUGUUCAGCCAUUGUAGUCCCAAGAAAACCUGAUUUCCUUUCUUUUUAAUCCCAGGGAACUGCCAUGGACCUUUCAUCAUAGAUAUGAAUAAACACUCCAUGUUUCUCCAUCUUACCUCAGACAGCUGGUCCCCAUCAUUUUAUUGAUGUCAAUGCUACAUGUUCUAUUUAAAUAUACACAUAAUAAAGCUGCAAGCAGCGUUGGUCGGGUCCGCCUUUGGCUGCUGGACACCCGACCCAAGCCCUGGUCUAAAUCAGACCUACAUAGAGGUUUUUGUCUCAUGUCUCUACGACAUUCCUAACAGAAGUUACAAGCAGUUUUGUCGGGGUUUUUUCCUAGGGGGCUUUAGAGCGCAAAUUUGAUUUUUAGUGUUUGUUUUUUUAUUAGAUGGCAAUUUUUGCCAGUCCUGAUGUGUGUGUAAAAUUUGGUGAGUUUUGAAGCAUGUUAAGGGGGCAAAAUUACAGAUCGGCGUUUCUGGAUGUUGUUGAUAAAUGGCUUUCACUUUGCAUAGUAGAGCUUUAACUUGCACUUUGAAGCAUUUUAAGGAGGUCAAAUUACAGCUCAAAGAGGAAAAAAUGACAUAUUUAUAACGCAUCGAAAGGAGGAAAGAAAAUUAAUAGUCCAACAUUGUGGCAUACAUUCAAUAUUUACAUAUACAAAUAUUAGUUGAAUAAAAAUAUUUUUCUGCAAACAACUCAAACUAUGAAAAGUUAGACAUCAGCCCAGAUCAGUACAGAUGGCAGAGUUAAAAAUAUGUAUUUAAAAAAACAACAAAAAAGCUAGCUCCAUACGUUAGGCUAAUUAAAUCUGAGAGAUAAUAGUGUAAGACUUACUUGUCCAGCCAUGAUAGUCCCAAGAAAAUCUGAUUUCCUUUCUUUUUAAUCCCAGGGAACUGCCAUGGACCUUUCAUCAUAGAUAUGAAUAAACACUCCAUGUUUCUCCAGCUUACCUCAGACAGCUGGUUCCAAUCAUUUAUUGAUGUCAAUGCUACAUGUACUAUUUAAAUAUACACAUAAUAAAGCUGCAAGCAGCGUUGGUCGGGUCCGCCUUUGGCUGCUGGACACCCGACCCAAGCCCUGGUCUAAAUCAGACCUACAUAGAGGUUUUUGUUUCAUGUCUCUACGACAUUCCUAACAGAAGUUACAAGCAGUUUUGUCUGGGUUUUUUCCUAAAUUUGAUUCUUAGGGUUUGUUGUUUAUUAGAUGGCAAUUUUUGCCAGUCCUGAUGUGUGUGUAAAAUUUGGUGAGUUUUGAAGCAUGUUAAGGGGGUGAAAUUACAGAUCGGCGUUUCUGGAUGUUGUUGAUAAAUGGCUUUCACUUUGCAUAGUAGAGCUUUAACUUGCACUUUGAAGCAUUUUAAGGAGGUCAAAUUACAGCUCAAAGAGGCAAAAAUGACAUAUUUAUAACGCAUCGAAAGGAGGAAAGAAAAUUAAUAGUCCCACUUUGUGGCAUACAUUCAAUAUUUCCGUAUACAAAUAUUAAAUAAAUAAAUAAAAAAAUUAAGACAGACAAGUGAGGAAAGAAAACAUAUUGUAAAAUAUAAUUUCCAUCAUUGACUGUGGACUGCUUGUAUGAAAAGAGAGAUAUUGAUCUUGACACUUCAUGAACUAUGUGAUGUUCUCUCAACAGAUGAGACAUUACCUUCUUCAAAGACUUUUACAUCAAAUUCAAUUGGCAUUUUCCACAACUCCACUAAAUUUGGACUUUUUAGAAUUUGUUUGUCGACAAGAGCUGUAUCAUCUUGAUACAUAUUGACCAUGACCCGCCCUGCUAUACUUCUGAUUGGCCCUCAGCGAUUUUUGCCUGACCAAUCAGAAAGGAGGGGCCGUGUAAGAAUAACCGCCCACAAAGUGACAAAACCAAGACGCCGCGCGCACGCACAAGAAGUGGAGAAUCAGCGCGCGAUAACAGUUUUUAUGCGCUUGGAUUUUUGGCACUAAUGUGACGCCAUACUUAUACCUACAAAGGUAUCUAGGAAAAAGAAGCUAGUUUGCUAACGUUAGCAUGCUAACAUGCUAAAAGUAUGUAUCAAGUAUAAAAAUAUGACUCUGCAAAAGGUGCUAAUAAGCUAGCAAUGGACUAAAUAUUAGCACAAUAAAGUCUAUAUUUCAAAUCUGACAUACUUUAUUGUUGUACAUAAUACCACAUGCAAACAUGACAAUAUCAUUGUUCAUCAAAACAAAUAUAAAUAAUGUCUAUAUUACUGUUAUUAUUAUAAGUGUUGACAUAUUUGUAUAAUGUAUAUUUGGACUUCUUUCACUUUCUUCUUCCUUUUUCUUGGAUUUUUCAUGAACUUAAGCAACAUUAUUCUUUUAAUUACACUUUUGAAUUUUAAGUUGUUUUUUCCAAAAAUAUCUUCAUUUGCGACAUUUAUUUUGAAAACAUUUAUUUUUAUAAACUACUGUAUAUUUUUGUUAUUAUAUAUAUAUAUAUAUAUGUGUGUGUAUUUUGUUAAAUGUUAUUGUCAUUUUAUUGUUAUUUUUUUCACAAAGUCACAAAACUGGGGGCACGACAGGAAGUUGUUACGUUUUCAAACCUCGCAAACUUUUUGUCGUGUUCUUAAAGUUUUCCGACUUUGAGUGGUGACAAAAUGAAAGAAAGGUAUCAAAUUUCAAUAGCGAAAAUCCGUUUGGGGGAAAAUGUGACGUUUUAAGAACUAGCAUGAAACUCCGGCUUGUUUUGUUCGGACGGUGUAACGAUCGGAACCGACGCUAAGAUGGAAAAAGAAUGUUUUUAAUUUGAAGAACGAGCUAUGCAAAUUAUUACCACUUAUUCCUAUUUUUGAGGUCUACUUUUAUACUAAUAGACAUUUUUAACCAGAUACUUUCAAUAAGAAGAAAAAUGUAUAUUUUAGUCGGAAAAACUUCCUUCCAGUCAGGAACAAAGUAAAUAUUACUAAUAAAAUAAUGUACGUCUAUUUCAAGUAUUUUUUUACAAAUCAUUCCUGAAAAGUGGAGGACUUCAGUUAUUAGCGUAGAUGACAUCUUAUUCAACCACCGAAAUGUAACAAUCGUAAAAUGCGAUCUUAUUUAAGUACGGAAACAUAACAAUCGUAAAAUGCGAUCUUAUUUAAGUACGGAAACAUAAUCCUAAAAUGCGAUGUUAUUUAAGUACAGAAACAUAACAAUCGUAAAAUGCGAUCUUAUUUAAGUACGGAAACAUAAUCCUAAAAUGCGAUCUUACUUAAGUACGGAAACAUAACAAUCGUAAAAUGCGAUCUUAUUUAAGUACGGAAACAUAACAAUCGUAAAAUGCGAUCUUAUUUAAGUACGGAAACAUAACAAUCGUAAAAUGCGAUCUUAUUUAAGUACGGAAACAUAAUCCUAAAAUACGAUCUUAUUUAAGUACGGAAACAUAACAAUCGUAAAAUGCGAUCUUAUUUAAGUACGGAAACAUAACAAUCGUAAAAUGCGAUCUUAUUUAAGUACGGAAACAUAACAAUCGUAAAAUGCGAUCUUAUUUAAGUACGGAAACUUAAUCCUAAAAUGCGAUCUUAUUUAAGUACGGAAACAUAACAAUCGUAAAAUGCGAUCUUAUUUAAGUACGGAAACAUAACAAUCGUAAAAUGCGAUCUUAUUUAAGUACGGAAACAUAACAAUCGUAAAAUGCGAUCUUAUUUAAGUACGGAAACAUAACAAUCGUAAAAUGCGAUCUUAUUUAAGUACGGAAACAUAAUCCUAAAAUGCGAUCUUAUUUAAGUACGGAAACAUAACAAUCGUAAAAUGCGAUCUUGUUUAAAUAUGGCUACAUAACAAGUUAAGUUGAAAAUGUCUGCUUUAAAUUUGAACAAUGUUUUUUACGUGUACUCUUCUAGUAGUCUGAGCUUCUCAAGUACUGCAAUUAUUUACCUCUUUUUACUUGGAAAUCUCUCCCAGCCGUCAGUGAAACGUUUUUUAUUUCGAAAUUUCUGAGCCGUCAAAGAAACGUCUUAUUUUGAAAUCUCUCCCAGUCGUCGAAGACACUUAUUUUAUGUGAAAAUCUUCCAGUCGUCAAAGAAACGUCUUUUAUUUUGAAAUCCCUCCUAGUUGUCAAAGAAACAUCUUUUGUUUUGAAAUCGCUCCUAGCCGUUAAAGAAACAUGUUAUUUUGAAACCUCACCUAGUCGUCAAAGAAACGUCUUUUAUUUUGAAAUCUCUCCCAGCCGUCAAAGAAAAGUAUUUUAUUUUGAAAUCUCUCCCAGCCGUCAAAGAAACAUGUCAUUUUGAAAUCUUUCCCAGCCGUCAAAGAAAAGUCUUUUAUUUUGAAAUCUCUCCCAGCCGGCAAAGAAAAGUAUUUUAUUUUGAAAUUUCUCCCAGUCAUCAAAGAAACUUAUUUUAUUUUAAAAUCUCUCUUAGCUAUCAAAGGAAAGUAUUUUAUUUUGAAAUCUCUCCCAGUCAACAAAGAAACUUAUUUUAUUUUAAAAUCUCUCUCAGCCGUCAAAGAAAUGUCUUUUGUUUUAAAAUCUUUACCAGUCGUCAAAGAAACUUCUUUUAUAUUAAAAUCUUUCCCAGUCGUCAAAGAAGUGUAUUUUAUUUUGAAAUCUCUCACAGUCAUCAAAGAAACGUCUUUUAUUUUGAAAACGUCAGUUAUUUUUAAAUCUCUCCCAGUCGUCAAAGAAAUGUAUUUUAUUUUAAAAUCUUCCAGUCAUCAAAGAAACGUCUUUUAUUUUGAAAACGUCUUUAAUUUUGAAAUCUCUCCCAGUCAUCAAAAAAGUUAUUUUGAAAAAUUAUUUUAUUUUGAAAUAUCUCCCGGUCGUCAAAGAAACAUAUUUUAUUUUAAAAUCUUCCAGUCGUCAAAGAAAUGUUUUUUAUUUUGAAAAGGUCUUUAAUUUUGAAAUCUGUCCCAGUCAUCAAAAAAGUUAUUUUGAAAAAUUAUUUUAUUUUGAAAUCUCUCCCAGUCGUCAAAGAAACGUAUUUUAUUUUAAUUUCUCCCAGUCGUCAAAAAGUUAUUUUAAAAAAAUAUUUUAUUUUGAAAUCUCUCCCAUCCGUCAAAGAAAUGUAUUUUAUUUUGAAAUCCCUCCCAGCCGUCAAAGAGACGUCUUUUAUUUUGAAAUCCCCCCCAGUUGUCAAAGAAACGUCUUUUAUUUUGUUCAGUUCCUGUGCAAAUGUGGAAGUUGACGUGCCUGCCGCAAAGCAUGCUGGGAGCAGAAGAAAAUCAAAUAAAAAUCCUGCCACUGUUGGAAAUAAAAAGCUUUAACGGUUAAAAAUGCGGCAAAUAAAAAAAAAGAAAAGACAUAAAAAAAUAAAACUGCUUUCUUUAUUUCGCCGUGAAAAAAAAAGAGCAUCGAUUAAAAAAGUACUUUAAUGCAGGAGAAGUAUUUAAGUUAUCGUGUACUUCCGGCUUGUCAACUUCCCUUUUAAAGCGGAAGUUUCACAAUAAAAGCGUGUUUUUUGGUAAUCUUGGGAGCACAGGAAGGAAGUACACAAAUAUUACUGCAGUAAGUACUUAAAAAGUCAAAAUACUUAUUUUAGUAAAUUAGUUGAGGAACACGUCACUUCCGGUGAGCGCCAGCAGAGGCCGCUGCCGGCACAACACCUGCACUGACGUCAUCGUCAAGGAUACCGUUUGUCCGAUAUUGGAGUACUUUGAUGUGUGGACAAUAAAAUAUUUGUUUUAAA
Messenger RNA from Nerophis ophidion (straightnose pipefish), 12627 nucleotides. Its product is annotated as sickle tail protein homolog. The transcript is spliced from 22 exons. Bases 258 to 4517 code for a protein of 1419 amino acids. The record is from RefSeq and is a predicted model, not a curated record. Gene Ontology annotation, cellular component: cytoplasm. NCBI's taxonomy places the organism in Eukaryota, Metazoa, Chordata, Actinopteri, Syngnathiformes, Syngnathidae.